AGAUUCCAGUAAUAGGAGAGAGGAUACUAAUCGAGAUAAUGCUAAUAAUGUCGUAAAUCGGCCUCUGGCUGUAAAUAAUACAGGUGGAGAUUCGGGUCAUAAUGCGGAUGAAAUGUUUGGUACUAUGUCUGGGGGGAAGUACUUAGGUGCAAACUUAAGGCCUGAUCCCUUCAUGCUAAUGUUUGGAAGCAAGUCUGGAGUGGAGUAUUUGAGUGUAAACAUUCAACGACUGAUCACUUCAUGCUGUUUCCAGUAUUUGCUGACUAUGUUCGAGUCUAUUGUAACAGAAUACCUCAACGAUACAAAAUAUUCGCAUUGGUCAAUUGUCUCCAUCUUAGAGUACACGAAAUCAAAAUGUCAGUUGUAUACCAAUUCUAUUAGCGAUCUUAAAAAGGAUAUAUACACAGCUUUACAGAAGUAUAAAGAAAAUCCCCAAAAUCACAAAUACCUCUCAAACAAAUUGGAUAAGAUUUUGCUUGGUUUUGAUAAAUCAUUUUCUACGGCUGAAGUUGAAGAAUUCAUUGAUAAACUUCGGGAAGAACAAGAAGUGCGUGGAUUUGAUACAGCUUUUCAAACCAACGUUGCAUCCGCGUGUACAGUCAAAGCUUUACAGAGUUAUCGCAUGAAUCAAGUACUCAUCGAUGAAUUAAAAGAUGAACACAAGAAAGGAGGACCUUCUUCUGUAAUGGUACUUAGAAAAAGAAAAAACCGAGUAAAUUACGCUGAAAGCUUAUCAGAAGUGGAGACAAACUCAGAUCACGAAGAAAAGUCAAAGGAGGUGAAUGAUACCAACAAUCUAACGGAUUCAAGUGAUACAACAUUAGAAAAUAUGAAUGAAGAAAAUCUUGAGCAAUUUGGGGCGCAUACUAUUAUUGUACCCACGAUCGACACCUCCAAUAAAGUACAGUCAUGUUGGCCAUCUCAUGAAAUAUCAUUCCAAAAAAUUACGGAAGAAAGAAAAUUGCAUUUAUCUUCAGGAAGAAAAGUCGAAGACGUACUUUAUGCAUACGCAUUAAAAUUGGAAUAUGAACAACCAGCUCAUUCUUUUAUUAUCGAUACGUCAGAUGAUAACAUUAAGAAUUUAUUUACAAAAAAAGAAUGGGAAAAAAUUAUGAACAAUAAUAAGAAAACUGUACCAGGUAUCGAUGAGAAUAUGGCAAAACAUUUGCUUAAGUAUAAAAAGAAGACCCCCUCAGAAAUGCGAGCGCAUGUUAUGAAACCUUGGCUAGAGACAAUAUAUAGGCAAGAACAACAUUUCGAUUACCAAUAUAUACACCAGGUCUUUACUUAUUUGCUGGAUGAAUAUGAGUCACCGAAGAAUCGAUUGGCGCAACCACAUGCAGAGGGAUGGUAUGCAGUCAAUAUUUGGAGCAUAUUGAUUGAUAAAGCAUUCUUAAACAUUCCCAAUAUAGAACUCGUUCGUGGUGAGACAUGUAGUAUUACAUCAAGCAACCGAAAGAAUGAUGGCGAGAUGUACAGAAUAAAGGGUCAGAGAAAAGCACUUGGACAUCGAAUUGAUGGUAUUUUUCAAAAUACAGUUAACGACUAUGAAUACGGGGGAAUUGAAGUCGCGAAAACAUGUCAGGGUCCUCAUGAUAGGAAACAUUUGGGUGACUCUUUAAAACUCACGAAAUUCCUGAAAGAUAUAUUUUAUCAACAAUCAAGUAUAGUCGACCAUAAUGAAGCCAUAAUCAAAAAAGUUGAAAUUGUUGGCUUGUUACAUUCACGCCUCCAGUUACAACUUUUAAUGGAUUAUGGAGGUG
Molecule: messenger RNA, 1763 nt
Organism: Acaulospora colombiana
Lineage: Eukaryota; Fungi; Glomeromycota; Glomeromycetes; Diversisporales; Acaulosporaceae
Source: the annotation of a GenBank genome assembly